Molecule: messenger RNA, 1471 nt
Organism: Capsicum annuum
Lineage: Eukaryota; Viridiplantae; Streptophyta; Magnoliopsida; Solanales; Solanaceae
Product: putative clathrin assembly protein At4g40080
Exons: 1
Coding region: 137-1150 (337 amino acids)
Biological process (GO): clathrin coat assembly; clathrin-dependent endocytosis; vesicle budding from membrane
Cellular component (GO): clathrin-coated vesicle; clathrin-coated pit
Molecular function (GO): phosphatidylinositol-4,5-bisphosphate binding; clathrin heavy chain binding; 1-phosphatidylinositol binding
Source: RefSeq, a predicted model, not a curated record
AGAAUUUGGUAUAUAUACACGUCUUAUACACUCUUUUUGCAUCUUCUUAAUUCCCUUCCUCUUUCUUUUCCACAAAAUUUUUUUUCUCUCUCUCUAAAAAGCCCCCAAGAAAGGGGCCCAAAAAACCUCAAAAGCUAUGAGCAGUAAAAGAAAACUCAGGGACAUUAUUGGUAUUUUGAAAGACAAAGCUUCCCUUAUCAAAGCCAAUUUAUCAACAAAACGUAGCAUUUCAUCGAUUCAAGUUACGGUUAUACGCGCCACCACACACGCCUCCGCAUCUCCGCCAAGGAACCACCGCAUCUCCGCCAUCAUAUCAGCCGGGGACCACUCUCUCCCCGCCAUAUACGCGUGCAUCAACGCGAUCAUGGACCGCCUUCAUAGCACUAACAAUCCGUACGUUGCCCUAAAAUGUCUAUUCAUUUUUCAUAACAUUAUGGCUAAAGGUUCAUUAUUAUACAAAGACCAUGCAUCAUUUUCCCCUUCUUCUGGUGGUCAUAAUUCGUUAAAUCUUUCGGGAUUUUACGAUAAAUCUGACGUCGAAACGCGACAACUUUCAUCAUGGGUACGAUGGUACGCUAAUGUCCUUGAACGUAACAUGAUAACGUCUAGGACAUUAGGCUCCUAUAUUUCUCCAUCGUCAAGAUUAUCGAUAAAUUUCGAUAAAAUAGCAAGUCAUAAGGAAAACAAUACUGGAUUUUCAAAUUCUGUAACAGAAUUGGAAUCAUUGGUGUGCAUGGUGGAAGGUAUUUGCGACGCACCAGAGUCACAAUAUUGUCAAAAAAUUGACCUAGUGCAUGAAAUUAUGAUAUUAGUAGCGGAAGAUUAUCGAUCGACGCAGUACCAUAUACUGAUACGACUCGUUGAGUUAACGGGCAGAGUUUCAAGAUUGAGUUACCUUGAUUUAUCUGAAUUGAUUUUGUGUUUGACAAGGCUUGAGGGAUGUAGGAAAAAGUUGAAUGAAUUGUUCAUAAGAAGAAAAAACGAUUUGUUUUGGGAAAUGGUGAGUCAAAAGAAAAUGGAAAUGGAGAAGGUGAAACAUGAAAGGGAAAGGCAAAGUUUUUUACUAUGGAAUGUUGAUGAAAAUUCUGCUGAGUUAACUUGGUCAUCACAAAGUUUUGGAAAAAAUCAACUUUUGGUUGCUGCUGUAUAGAAGUCAAUGGGUGCAGGUGAUUUUUUUGGGCUUUAGCUUUUGUCUAGAGGCCUGGGCUUGGCUUGGCUGUAAUCACUGUGGGCCAGAAGUUUAAUUUUGACCAUUUGCAAUUGGAAAUCUAUUGCAGUUUUUGCGUUUGAAAUAGUUAUGUAUAUGGUUUUCAUAUGUGAAAAAGGCUCAUUUUGUGUAAAUAAUUGUAGUCCUGUUGUUGAAAAUGACGAUGUUGUGUUUUGUUGCAAAUUUAAGAGAAUGUAUAUGAAAUUUCACAAUGUAAUAGAUUUCAAUAGUUUGCAACUGGAAUUGAAUCUGUUGUUUAUCGGC